GGCGGAGCUUGCCGCCGGCGGAGGGCGGGGUCUGCGCGGGGACUUCCCCUGGGCUGAUCUGCGUAGCGGGGUUUUGGCCAAAUUGGGCGAGGGCACAAAAUAACCACUUACCCCUUCUCACCGAGGAAGAGCGGGAGAAAGGGUAUGGCACAGUCACAAUGGUGGGUGAAAAGAUACCUCAAGGCCUUUUGUAAAGGGUUCUUUGUGGCGGUGCCUGUGGCAGUGACGUUCUUGGAUCGGGUCGCCUGUGUGGCAAGAGUGGAAGGAGCAUCAAUGCAGCCUUCUUUGAAUCCUGGGGGGAGCCAGUCAUCUGAUGUGGUGCUUUUGAACCACUGGAAAGUUAGGAAUUUUGAAGUACACCGUGGUGACAUUGUAUCAUUGGUGUCUCCUAAAAACCCAGAACAGAAGAUCAUUAAGAGAGUGAUUGCUCUUGAAGGAGAUAUUGUCAGAGAUGUGAGAAAACUGAAGAGAAUGUGAAACAGAAACUACUAAAUUAGUGACAAGAAUGGAAGCCUGAGAUGAUAAUAUUGUAACAAUCAGGUGUUUAAGCAAGCUUUAGUGAUGCCGUAUGUAUUGUACUUGCUGAUAAGUCAAGAACGAUUGUUGACAUUCAGCAAGUAAACAUUGUGUGGCAUGAUAUGUCUUGUGAUUGCUUUCUUUAAAUAUGUUGUAGCCAGGCCUAAACAAUGUUGUAACCAAAAUGCUUUCAAUACUACAUUUUGGAUGUUUUCUGACCUUGUUUUCUAAAAAAGCUUGAUCCUAAAUUAUUUGUAUUAAUGAUAGUACAUAUUAAUCAACCUCACUAAAAUGAACCUCAAACAGUUUUAGAGCCGAUUCUAGACCAGCAGUUCUCGCUGCAUGGCCAGAGGAUGCCAGAGGAUUCCCAAGACCCUUUUAGGGUCUGUGAGAUUAAAACUACUUUCCUAAUAAUUCUAAGGUGUUACUUGCCUCUUUUUCACUCUCAUUCUCUUGUGAGUGUACAGUGGAGUUUUCCAGAUUUGUGAUAUUGGAAUCGAUUGAAUGCAGGAGCAGAUAUGAGAAUCCAGCUGUUUUCUAUUAAGCCAGACACCAAAAAGAUUUGCAAAAAUGUAAACAAAUCAGUCUUUUUAUGAUCUAUUAUUUGCUUUUGGAAAAGAACUAUAUUUUUUAUUUAAAUCCUAUUGUUUUUGUUAAACUAAGAGUUUAUUACUGGUAUUUUAAAUUAAAUCAAUAAAUGAAAUUUUAAA
Molecule: messenger RNA, 1226 nt
Organism: Saimiri boliviensis boliviensis (Bolivian squirrel monkey)
Lineage: Eukaryota; Metazoa; Chordata; Mammalia; Primates; Cebidae
Source: RefSeq, a predicted model, not a curated record